ACUUCUUUUACUGCUUUUGCAUUUUUCAGAGAAGACAGAGUUUCGAAGUUUGUAAGCAGCCGUUUAGCACUUCUGUCAGUACUUAGGUCAUGGCCUGGUGUCUUGCACUUCUGUCAUCCAAAUAAUGUUUCAGGCUUCCAAGCUAUUGUGGAUAUUCUGUAUCUGAGACAGCAAGAGGUCCGAAAAGCAGUAUUGGAACUUUUGUAUGACCUGAUUGAUCUUCCUCACCCUGAAUGGACCGAUGAAUUCAGUGUAGCCUUGGAAGCUGUGGAUCCAGCAAGGCCACAAAGUGGUUGGAAGUUAUCUGAAGGCUUUGUUGCUGCUGAAGGAAGAGCUGUGUUACCACAUCUAUCAAAAGUCAGGCCAAACCUUUCUGAAGUACACAUGGCUCUGCUAAUGUACAUAUUUGUAGAAACAGGCCUUCUGGAGGCUAUUGUUGAAGUUAUUGUUACUUCAGAUCUUUAUAUAUCUGUUCGUGCUACUAUGCUCCUAGGUGUACUGUUGCACAAAGUGCAUCUGUUGCUGCCUCCAGAAUGCUGUGACUUGACUCCAGCCUUGCCCAAUCUCCUGUCUCAUGCUGCUAAUACUGCAGAUAAGGUGUGUCAGCAGCGGGCCUUGGCUGCUGUUGCAGCACUUCAUCGUUUGCACUCAUUACUGAGCAGGCGACCUGCUCCUGCCUCCCUCUUCUUGGAUCAGCUACUGCAGCCAGGAAGGAAAUCUCAUUCACGUUCUCUGCAGCCCACACUGAAGGAUUUUGAUGACAUACUUAGAGAAUCUGCUGUUCUCUCAAACAAGGAUGGUUUCUCGUGGAACUGGACAGUUGUCCGGACAAUUCUUAAG
Messenger RNA from Schistocerca gregaria, 840 nucleotides. Its product is annotated as rapamycin-insensitive companion of mTOR-like. The transcript is spliced from 5 exons. NCBI's taxonomy places the organism in Eukaryota, Metazoa, Arthropoda, Insecta, Orthoptera, Acrididae. The annotation marks the transcript as partial. The record is from RefSeq and is a predicted model, not a curated record. Gene Ontology annotation, cellular component: TORC2 complex. Gene Ontology annotation, biological process: TORC2 signaling; positive regulation of phosphatidylinositol 3-kinase/protein kinase B signal transduction. Gene Ontology annotation, molecular function: protein serine/threonine kinase activator activity.